Molecule: messenger RNA, 761 nt
Organism: Talaromyces stipitatus ATCC 10500
Lineage: Eukaryota; Fungi; Ascomycota; Eurotiomycetes; Eurotiales; Trichocomaceae
Product: nascent polypeptide-associated complex (NAC) subunit, putative
Exons: 4
Coding region: 231-761 (176 amino acids)
Cellular component (GO): cytosol; nascent polypeptide-associated complex
Source: RefSeq, a predicted model, not a curated record
ACCAACAACGACUCGAACCUCACCUCUACAUACACGCCUAUUCAUAUCACCUGCCUCUUCUCGUCGAGAAUUCUAUCGCUGUGUGAAAUCGCACACAGAGUCAGACAAAUUACGAAUUCCCGCCAAACGAUUAAACUCGGCGAUUUUUACACCACGCCGGUUUUCGCACCCCGCGCACCACCUUCUCUCGAUUUACGAACGGGAUAGCUAUCCUUUGAUUCAGAGACAAAAUGGAUGCUGCUAAGUUGGCUAAGUUGCAGCAGAGCGUGCGCAUUGGGUAUGUCCAUCUCCCUCGGAAUACAUCAACAUUCGCCCACCGAAAUUAUCUCGAACAGCAAAAACAAGGAAAGGGUACCCCCCGCCGCAAGACCAAGCGUGUCCACAAGACCUCCACCACGGAUGACAAAAAGCUCCAAACCACACUCAAGAAGAUGAACGUUCAACCCAUCCAGGCCAUUGAGGAAGUCAACAUGUUCAAGGAGGAUGGAAACGUUAUUCACUUUUCCAACCCUAAGGUCCACGCCGCCGUCCCCUCCAACACCUUCGCCAUCUACGGCAACGGCGAAGAAAAGGAACUCACCGAACUCGUCCCCGGUAUUCUGAACCAACUCGGUCCCGAUAGCUUGGCGUCUCUCCGUAAAUUGGCUGAGAGUUAUCAGAGUCUGCAGAAGAAGGAGGCUGGUGAGGGUAAGGAGGAUGAUGAUGAGGAUGAUAUUCCGGAUUUGGUGGAGGGGGAAAACUUCGAGGGUACUGUUGAGUAA